Messenger RNA from Sorex fumeus (smoky shrew), 1233 nucleotides. It is a transcript of the gene MRM1, whose product is annotated as mitochondrial rRNA methyltransferase 1. Gene Ontology annotation, molecular function: RNA binding; RNA methyltransferase activity. Gene Ontology annotation, biological process: rRNA methylation. The coding region runs from base 1 to 1203 and encodes 400 amino acids. Lineage: Eukaryota; Metazoa; Chordata; Mammalia; Eulipotyphla; Soricidae. The record is from RefSeq and is a predicted model, not a curated record. The transcript has 6 exons. Gene Ontology annotation, cellular component: mitochondrion.
AUGUGGCUGGACAGCAAAGCCAACGUGCCCCCUUGGAUGCCCUCUGCUGGAGGCCGGCCCGGCGAGCGGGGCCGCCGGACGCGGAAGCGGAGCCGCUCACGUGGGCUGCGGGCCGGGGUGCUCGGGGCCUGGGGGCAGCAGAGUGAGGGGCCGUGGGGGGCGGGAUUCCCGGCGCCUGUGCCGGGGGGUGACCUCGCGGCCACGGCGCUGUUCGUGGUAGCGGAGAGCUGGCGUCGCUCUGGGGCCCUGCUCGCGCGUCCCUGCUCGCAGUGGACACGCGGCGGCCAGCGGCCCGGCGGCCAGGAGCUGCGCCGCCUGCUCCAGGAUGAGCUGGCGCCGGCCCCACCGGCGUCCGGGCGGCUGGAGCUGCUGUACGGCCUGUCCCCGUGUCUGCUGGCGCUGCGGGCCGCCCGCCGCCACGUGACCCGGCUCCUGCUCCAGGCCGGCCGGUCGGGGCUUCAGGGCGAUCGGGCCGAGCUGCUGCGGGAGGCCGAGGCGCGGAACAUCCCGGUGCUGCGGCCCCGGAGGCAGAAGCUGGACGCCCUGUGUCACCACCAGGUGCACCAGGGCGUGUGCAUGGAGGUGAGCCCGCUGCAGCCCGAGCCCUGGACCGAGGCCAGGGACACGAAACCCCAGGACGCCCUCCAGCAGCUGUGGCUCGUCCUCGAGGGGCUCCAGGAUCCCAGAAAUCUGGGGGCCGUGCUGCGCUCAGCUUACUUCCUAGGAGUCGAUAAGAUCAUCACCAGCCGGAGAAACAGCUGCCCGCUCACUCCCGUGGUCAGCAAGGCCAGUGCAGGGGCAAUGGAGGUGAUGGCGGUGUUCUCCACCGACGACCUGGCCGGCUUCUUACAGACUAAAGCACGGCAGGGCUGGCUCGUAGCUGGCACAGUGGGCUGCACCCCGGACUCCUCCCACCACCCCGAGGUCCCCGUCACCAGCUGCUUGGAGUUCCAGUGGGACCAGCCAACCCUCCUGGUGCUAGGGAACGAGGGCGCUGGGCUGUCCCCAGAGGCACAAGCUUCCUGCCAGGUGCUCCUCACUGUCCUGCCAGGCCGCCAGCUGACCCCUGGCUUGGAGUCUCUGAAUGUCUCAGUGGCCGCUGGAAUUCUGCUUCACUCCAUCUGCAGCCAGAGAAAGGGGCAGAGAGGGAGACCGGCCCAAGACUCCCCAGAACCCUCGGCCACUCUGAAGGGCCCCGAGUAGCCUGGCCCGGGGCUGCCUCUAGGGUCAGCA